Xenopus laevis (African clawed frog) is the source of this 1625-nucleotide messenger RNA. It is a transcript of the gene krt19.L, whose product is annotated as keratin 19 L homeolog. Bases 93 to 1373 code for a protein of 426 amino acids. Gene Ontology annotation, molecular function: structural molecule activity. Gene Ontology annotation, biological process: intermediate filament organization; epithelial cell differentiation. Gene Ontology annotation, cellular component: cytoskeleton; intermediate filament. The transcript is spliced from 8 exons. NCBI's taxonomy places the organism in Eukaryota, Metazoa, Chordata, Amphibia, Anura, Pipidae. The record is from RefSeq and is a predicted model, not a curated record.
CACCACCCAGUGAGCCAGGAAUAAAAGGAGGCUGGAGUAGAGGGAACAGUUACACUCCUGUGUUCUGCAACUCUAAGCCUGACACAGCUACCAUGACCUCCUACAGCAUUCGCCAGACAAGCUCCUCCGGCUCUUACAGAGGCUUGGGUGCCCCUGUUGGAGUUGGAAGAGUUUCCUACAAAGCCCCAAGUGUCCAUGGUGGCUAUGGGGGCCAGGGUAUCUCUGUGUCUUCUGCCAGGUUGGUUUCCUCUGGCAUAGGUGGGGGCCUUGGUGGUGGUAGCUAUGGAGGUGGUAGCUAUGGAGGUGGUAGCUAUGGCAGUGGGUUUAGCAGUGGUUUUGGUUCUGGAUAUGGUGGUGGGCUUAGUGUCAAUGUAUCUGGGGAUGGCCUGCUGUCUGGCAAUGAGAAGGAGACCAUGCAGAAUCUUAAUGAUCGGCUGGCAUCAUACCUGGAUAAGGUGCGCACCCUGGAGACCGCCAAUUCAGGCUUGGAGCUGAAGAUCCGGGAGUGGUAUGAAAAGCAGGGACCCAGCCCUUCCAGCGACUACAGCAAUUAUUUUAAAAUCAUUGAGGACCUCAGAGGCAAGAUUCUUGAUGCCACCGUUGACAAUUCCAAGAUUGUGUUGCAAAUUGAUAACGCCAGGCUGGCUGCAGAUGACUUCAGGACCAAGUAUGAGAAUGAGUUGGCCCUCAGACAGAGUGUGGAAUGUGAUAUCAAUGGCCUGCGCAAGGUCUUGGAUGAGCUGACCUUGUGUAGAACCGACCUGGAACUCCAGAUUGAAAGCCUGAAGGAAGAGCUGGCUUACCUGAAGAAGAAUCAUGAAGAGGAAAUUAAUGCAAUUCGUGGCCAAGUCAGUGGACAAAUUAGCGUUGAAGUGGAUGCGGCGCCAACGGUGGACAUUACUAAGAGAUUGACAGAAAUGAGAGACCAAUAUGAGCUCUUGGCAGAAAAGAACCGCAGAGAUGCAGAGGAAUGGUUCUUCGCACAGUCCGAGGAGUUGAACAAAGAAGUGGCAACCCAUACAGAACAGAUUCAGACCAGCAAAUCGGAGAUCACAGACCUGAGACGCACAAUCCAGGGCCUGGAAAUAGAACUGCAGUCACAGCUCAGCAUGAAAGCCGCAUUGGAAAACACACUUGGGGAAACAGAAGCCCGUUAUGGAGCCCAGCUAUCGCAUAUACAGAACAUGAUCAGUAGCUUAGAAGCACAGCUUGCGGACCUCCGAAGUGACAUGGAGCGGCAGAACCACGAAUACAAGAUGCUCAUGGACAUCAAGACCCGUCUGGAGAAAGAGAUCAGUACCUAUCGUCAGCUACUAGAAGGGCAUGAAAUUGGUGGAGGAACACAUAACGAUGCUAAAAUCGGAGGGAAGUGAGGCCACUUGUGGACCUGAGACAGCCUGCAAUCAAGCCCACCUUCACUAAUCGCGCAGAAAAAGCUUAUGAGGAGAACAUCACACAAGGAAUCCCUUACUCUUUCCACUGCCAGAGUAAAGGUCGAGCACCUUGAGACCAGAAGUCCCUAGAAAAUGAUGAUGCUUUAGAAAUUCUCUUGCUUAACCUCACUAGUUUACAUGCUUCAGCUGUCUUAAUAAAUUCACGUUUUUGGGCCAAGCAUUUAAAAGCAA